AUGGAUGUAGAGGCCCUCAUCCAGCAAUUGACCCUUGAGGAAAAGGUCCAGCUUACAGCAGGAGUCGGAUGGUGGCACACAGCAGCAAUUGAACGCCUCUCAAUACCCCCAAUCCGCCUCUCAGACGGCCCCAACGGCGUGCGAGGAACUCACUUCUUCGACAGCACCCCAUCAUCAUGUCUUCCCUGUGGCACCGCUCUAGGCGCAACAUGGAAUACUGACCUAAUCUACCGUCUGGGUCGAUUACUCUCAGACGAAGCCCACGCCAAAGGUGCGCACGUCCUUCUUGGUCCGACCGUCAAUAUCCAGAGAGGGCCAUUAGGCGGAAGAGGCUUUGAGUCUUUCUCCGAAGAUCCUGUUCUUUCGGGUAUCUUGGCGGGGCAUUAUGUACGUGGUGUGCAGAGAAAUGGUGUUUCUGCUACGAUGAAGCAUUUUGCUUGUAAUGAUAUGGAGAGUGCUAGAAUGGCUGUUGAUGUACAGAUUACGGAACGGGCGUUGAGAGAGGUGUAUCUUCUUCCGUUUAUGAUUGCUGUUGAGAUGGCGAGUCCGAGAGUUUUCAUGACGGCAUAUAACAAAGUUAACGGCACACAUGCCCCAGACAACCAUCACUUGCUGCAAGAUAUCCUGCGCGAUGAGUGGAAGUGGGAUGGACUAGUUGUGAGCGACUGGUUCGGAACCUACAGUACGACUGAGGCGAUCAAUGCGGGACAAGAUCUCGAAAUGCCGGGUCCUACAAGAUGGCGUGGGGAGACUUUGGUUCACGCUGUUACGUCGAAUAAAGUCAAGAGGUCAACACUGGAUGAGCGUGUGAGGAAUAUUUUGAAGUUGGUCAAGCAUUCGAUCGAGAACACGAGUAUUCCACCGAACGCGCCGGAGACUCAACUCCAGAGUGAGGAGAACAGUCGACUCCUUCGUGAAGCUGCCGCCGAGUCUGUGGUACUACUCAAAAAUGAUAAGGGAGUUCUGCCGCUGGAUCCUGCGAAGCCGGUCGCUGUGAUUGGACCCAAUGCCGACAUCAGCACUUAUUGCGGUGGUGGAAGUGCAAGUCUUCGAGCAUACCAUACCGUUUCUCCACUGGAGGGCAUCAGGGGUAUUGCGAAGGACGUUUCCUUUACAAAAGGACUCUACGGUCAUCGAUCACUGCCUCAAAUAGGCAAGCUGCUGAAGACAGUUGGCGAACAGCGUCAAGGAUUCACUUUGCGCAUAUAUAAUGACCCUCCUCCUAGCUCCGGACCAGAUACACGCAAGGUCCUCGAGACGAGGAUUCUUGAUGACUCGAAUAUCUGGUUUGCACUCCAAGACACUGUUGAGUUGGCCAAGAGCGUAGAUCAAGUCGUUCUUUGCGUUGGGACGAGUGGGGAGUGGGAGAGUGAAGGUCAAGAUCGCGAAAACAUGUCUCUUCCUCCCGGUAGCGAUGAUCUGAUCUCCGCAGUUUUGCAAGUGAAUCCCAACACAGUGGUACUCAUACAGAGUGGCACGCCUGUUUCAAUGCCGUGGGUUGAUCAGGCUAGUACCAUUGCGCAAGCGUGGUUCGGCGGUAAUGAAGCCGGGAACGGUAUCGCCGAUGUGCUUUUCGGUGCUAUGAACCCUUCCGGCAAACUGCCAAUCACCAUGGCAAGACGCGUGUCAGACAACCCCAGUGCCUUGAGCUUCCGAUCAGAAGGUGGACGCGUUCUGUACAGCGAAGAUGUGCAUGUCGGCUAUCGCUGGUAUGACACGCUCGACAUUGAACCUUUGUUCCCCUUCGGACAUGGUUUGUCAUAUACUACCUUCACGCUCUCUGAUCUUUGUGUCGAAGAGCACGGAGAGUCGGAGAGCAAGAAGUUGAUAGUGAGCGUCAAUGUGACUAACACUGGCUCGCGAUCAGGCGCUGCGGUCGUACAAGUCUACGUCAAGCCACCUCACCCAACACCACUGACUGCUUCUGCUCUUGAUACGAUUACGAGAUCUAGCAAGGAGCUCAAGGGCUUUGCCAAGAUCAAUCUGGUUCCAGGAGCAAAUGGUAGGGCAAGGGUUGAGCUGGAUGUUCUCCGCGCGACGAGCUAUUGGAGUGAGAGAGAGGAUUAUUGGUGCAGUGACGCGGGAGAUUAUACUGUUCUUGUUGGCAUGAGCAGUAGAUCUGGCCGGGAAAAAGCGAGACAGUUGAGUACCAGGGCAUGCGAUGCGUGUCGUGCUCGGCGGAGGAAGUGCGUGUUUCCGAGGGAUGGCGCAGAAACAGCGUCGCAUUGCGUGGGAUGCUCGAGGCUGCAUAUUCAGUGUAGUUUUGACAUACCCACGAGGCCUAGAGGUCCGAAGAGAAGAAGUUACCACGCUCUGGCAGCUCGAUUUGGCACUCGCACAGCUACGAUUAGCCACUGCUCUCAGAUGUGCAUCCGUCUUCGGCCUGCGGAUUACUGGGAUCAUAUCAGCCAUCGAAAGUGGGCUACGGCAUACUGUCUCUCGAUCGGAGCGUUCCAAGUUGGACAGAUCAACCAAAGCCGCAUGUUUGAAGCAGAGUCGAUGCAGCUUGCGAGACUAUUAGGCAUGCAUCUUGUAUCUGAAUACGAGGGAUUGAAUCCGAUUGAGACUCAACUGCGGAAGAAGUCAUUCUGGCUACAGCUCUACACUUUCGCACAUUCCAAGAUCCAACCGGGUAGAUGCAACUACUUGACAUAUCUCGACAACUAUAUCAUCCGAGAUGUCAACUUUGCUGCAUUGGAGCCUCUCAACAUUGUCGACGAGAACAUAACCGAAACAGGAAUCGUCGGCCAGCUUCCAUCAACACCAUCCGUAGGGCUACCAAACAACACUGACUCAGCAGACGAUGCCCCAUUUCACUCCACUACUGUGUUCAUCAUGGCAUCUCGCGCAUUCCUCUUGGGUAUGCGAGAGUCCAUGGUCAAUGAUGGUUGCAACUGCGGGUUUGGUAGAUCCCCAGAGGAGCGUCUAUCGAAGCUGAGAGAUCUCCUUGAUCAACUGCGGUAUAUACUUGAUGGUUUGCCAACGCACAUGCGCCAAUGGGGGCCAGGCGAUAACUACCAACCAUUUGAUAGUAGUGAUAGGCGCCAAGGUGCGUUCACUGAGGCUCAUAUUGAGCAUUUGCAAAAUGAAAGCACCAGAGCCAACCUGCACGUCAGUCACCUAUGGCUCCAGAACUUCCUCCUCGACAAAAUGGACGUCGCACUGCAAGAGAUGAAGGACCGAGAGGGAGAUGACUCAUACAUCGCAACUCAACUCAAACAAAACUGGAAAGACCGUGAAGACGUAUCCCGCCAACUGCUUCAUAUCCUCCACAGCAUCCCUCAUGCGUACCUAGAGCCCAACGGUCUAUAUCUCAUCUACAAAGUGCGCAGCAUUGCCAGUUCCCUUCUCAACUGUCCCUUUGAGAUGGAUAGACAGCUCUCCCGUCGUGUCUCGGAGUACAUCCAGGAAUUUACAAAAGUGCUGUCAUACCUCGAUCGGAGCGAGAUUGUGAAUACAGACGGCUUGAGGAGUUGGAUAGACGAGGGUCAACAUAUUAAUCAUGAUACAUAG
This is a messenger RNA of Fusarium oxysporum Fo47, 3513 nucleotides long. Its product is annotated as beta-glucosidase. Gene Ontology annotation, biological process: regulation of DNA-templated transcription; glucan catabolic process. The transcript is spliced from 8 exons. The record is from RefSeq and is a predicted model, not a curated record. Bases 1 to 3513 code for a protein of 1170 amino acids. NCBI's taxonomy places the organism in Eukaryota, Fungi, Ascomycota, Sordariomycetes, Hypocreales, Nectriaceae. Gene Ontology annotation, molecular function: DNA-binding transcription factor activity, RNA polymerase II-specific; zinc ion binding; beta-glucosidase activity.